This is a messenger RNA of Symbiodinium sp. CCMP2592, 1410 nucleotides long. Lineage: Eukaryota; Dinophyceae; Suessiales; Symbiodiniaceae. The record is from the annotation of a GenBank genome assembly.
AUGGGUGAAGAAGUUGUGCUAUGGCUUAAGCGCCGAGGGCAGGCGCAGAGACUGCCAAAUCAUCAUCUAAGGCUGACCCCAGACUCUCUGCAAUCAAGCGAUUACGUGGCAACUGCCGAGAAACUGCUCCAGGAAGCAGAACACGCGAUCCUGGCCGAGUGCGGCGCUCGCCGUCACAGGAAGGCCUGGGUGGUACGAUCCGCCUCUAUGCAGCAGGUGAGAGACUCGAUCGACGCCUGCUGCCUCGACAAUGUGGCAUCGCCAGGUGCAGAUUACGUGGCGGUGCAGAUACCAGGUCGCGAGCAACGCAGCUGCCCCGAAUGCUUCACCAGCUGUCUCUCUUCUGGACUCCUCCUGUUGGCUGGCAUCUCGCCGAAGCCUGGCCGCUGCCAGACGGUGCUUCUGAUUGCGGUGCUUUGCCUCGCUUCGAUCCGAGCUGCGACCUGCUGGGCCAAGAUGUUCUCCCAUGAAAGCUAUGGUUUCAGUAGCUUGGAGUGCACAGUCAGAGCUUUCCAGUCCACCUGUGCACUUGCUCUGAUCGCGCAAGCGCACCGCCGCGGCCUCGCCGAGCUCGUGACGAAACAGAUCCGCAGUGCAGCUGGCGAUGACUUCAUGAAGCCAUGGAUGGAUAGCCAAAAGUCGAGUUUUGCCGUGAUCUUGGCUUACCUGCUUCUGCACUUCCUCCACGUUGCCGCCUCUUACAGGCUUUCAGCCCAUUGCGAUCCUAGUGGUGGUCUGUCUUCCUUGUGUGUGGAGUGUGCCGGAGGUCUUUUCCAUGCAGGGUUAGCGCAUUGCACGCUGCACCUCAACAGUUUCCUCAUGCACUACAUGGACUUCUUUGCAGAUGUUUGCAGAAACUCUGCGAAUGGAAUCGGCAAGGCAGAAACAACAUGGACAUAUGUGGCUGCCUUCGCGAGCACCAUCUCCAGGCUGACUGGUGCAGUAUAUCUAUUUGUGAUGGCCUUUGCCGUUCUGGAAGCCGCACCUGCACUGGGGCAGCUUCUGCUUGACGCGGAAAGCCUGAAGCUGGGAUGCGGGUUUCACUGGCUGGUCCCUUCUCUUUCCUCAGCCGCGACGAACCUUGCACUCGCCCUCUAUGUCUGGCGUUCUGCGGUCAAGGUCACGCAGAAGUGUGAAUGCGCCACUUCCUUUGCCAACCACGUGCUGUCGCUGACAUCGUCCUUGCCGAUGGCAAAGCGGCAAGGGCUUGUUCUACACCUUCAGCUCAGUGAUGCUGGUAUACGAGUAAGUGGCAUGAAGAUCACUGGUGCAGUGAUGUUGAAGAUGCUGUCAGUGCUCAUCACGGUAGCCUUGGCCGUUGUGAUGCAGAUCACGUCCUGGAGCCAGCCACGGCAGGAACGACUGCAGAUUGUGUUGAAACAGACCCUUGACGCCGUGAUCUCGGGCUGA